Cutaneotrichosporon oleaginosum is the source of this 1025-nucleotide messenger RNA. RefSeq lists its product as uncharacterized. Gene Ontology annotation, cellular component: mitochondrion. Gene Ontology annotation, biological process: mitochondrial L-ornithine transmembrane transport. Lineage: Eukaryota; Fungi; Basidiomycota; Tremellomycetes; Trichosporonales; Trichosporonaceae. The record is from RefSeq and is a predicted model, not a curated record. Gene Ontology annotation, molecular function: L-ornithine transmembrane transporter activity.
GUCCAUCUUGUUGAUUUUCCCCACGUCUCUUCUACUUGUGCAUCACUCCGACUCGACAGACGAUAGCAAGCAUGGGCCUCAGCCAGACCCAGAAGGACUUGAUUGCGGGGUCCGUGGGCGGGAUGACCCAGGUUAUUGUGGGCCAGCCCUUUGACAUUGUCAAAGUCCGCGUCCAGACCGCUGCCCCUGGGACAUUCAGCUCGCCGCUCGACUGUGCGACCAAGCUGCUGAAGAACGAAGGGCCAUUGGGGUUCUACAAAGGCACGCUCACCCCGCUCCUCGGUAUUGGCGCGUGUGUGUCGAUCCAGUUCGGCGCGCUCGAGUGGGCCAAGCGCUUCUUCGCGGGCCGGAACGGCGGCAAAGAGCUGUCCCUCUCCGAGCUGUACGCGUCCGGCGCGAUCGCCGGCGCGGCGAACACCAUCGUGGCAGGGCCGGUCGAACACAUCCGUAUCCGCUUGCAGACGCAGCCGUCCACCCCGCGCCUGUACAACGGGCCCCUGGACUGCGCGCGCAAGCUGUACGCGCAGAACGGCAUCGCGGGCGUCUUCAAAGGCCAGGGCGCGACGAUCGUCCGUGACGGCCUCGGCUACGGCUUCUACUUCCUCGCAUACGAGGCGCUCGUGCAGCGCCACAUCCGCAAGAACGGGGGCUCGCGCGAAGACAUCGCGCCCCUCUGGUCGCUGAGCUACGGCGCGCUCGCGGGCUACGCCCUCUGGGCGUCCAUCUACCCCAUCGACGUCGUCAAGUCCAAGCUGCAGACCGACAGCCUGGACCCCGCGAAGCGCGUGUACGCGUCCAUGGCGGACUGCUUCCGCAAGACGUGGCGCGCACAGGGGUGGCGCGGCUUCACGGGUGGCCUGGAGCCCACGCUCAUCCGUUCGCCGUUCGCGAACGGCGCCACGUUCGUCGCGUUCGAGCUCGCGAUGCGCGUCAUGGGCAACGGGAAGCACGAGCACCCCAUGCUGCCGGACCCGACGGCGUAGCAGGCCGAGGCGUAUGGACGAUAUGCAUAGAGUGUACGAUAG